AGGAUUUUGUUUCCUUUAAGAAAUUUCUGAUUCGUAUGUUGACUCAAGAAUAUUGGUGCAAAGUGGCAGUGGGAGGUUGGGCAUAUCCGGUUUAAACUGGAUAGAUUUCCCAAGAUUGAAGGACUGAAGUUUCAUAAGCUUUCCACCAGCUAGCAGUGUCUGCCAAUAUCACUGACAGAUAAUUCGUAAUGGGAGACGUAUAUUUCAACCAUUUUGCUGAGCAACCGCAGAUGUUUGACCAAGAGAAGGGUGAAAUGUCAAGUAAUUUGCACCCUCAUUCAGUCAAUGAAGACUCUGAAUCGUCAACUCUGGAAAGGGUAACAGCAGAGUCAUUAAUAAACAAAGUCCUUGGUAGAGGACUAAUGGAGCAUGGAUGUCCACAUUACAGAAGAAGGUGUUGCAUUAGAGCUCCUUGCUGUAAUGAGAUCUUUGGUUGCCAUCACUGUCAUAAUGAGGCGAAGAACAACAUAAAUGUAGAUCAGAAGCAGAGGCAUGAUAUUCCUCGCCACCAAGUUGAACAGGUUAUCUGUUUACUCUGUGGUACUGAACAAGAGGUGGGCCAAAUUUGUAUCCAUUGUGGAGUGUGCAUGGGGAAGUACUUCUGUAAAGUCUGCAAGCUCUACGAUGAUGAUACGUCUAAAAAACAGUACCACUGCGAUGGGUGUGGAAUUUGCAGAAUUGGAGGACGUGAAAAUUUCUUUCACUGUUACAAGUGUGGCUGUUGUUAUUCAAUCCUCCUCAAGAACAGUCACCCUUGUGUUGAAGGAGCAAUGCAUCACGACUGCCCCAUUUGCUUUGAGUUCCUGUUUGAAUCACGGAACGAUGUGACGGUUUUGCCAUGUGGACACACAAUCCAUCAGAAGUGCUUGGAGGAAAUGAGAGAUCAUUACCAAUAUGCGUGCCCACUUUGCUCAAAAUCCGUAUGCGACAUGUCAAAGGUGUGGGAGAAAUUUGACAUGGAGAUUGCGGCUACACCAAUGCCAGAACCAUACCAGAACAGAAUGGUGCAGAUUCUCUGCAACGACUGUGGGAAAAAAUCGGAGGUAAAGUACCAUGUGGUGGCUCAGAAAUGCCCAAACUGCAAAUCAUACAACACUCGCCAAACCCGAGGCUGAAGCUUGGCUUUUAUCGAACAUGGCGUUUUGAAGUUUGUUUGCUAUCAGAUGCAUCUAAGAGCUUUCACUUGAACCAAUAGUGUCAUUUGGCUCCUUCACCGUAGGACUAGUCUCUCGAGUCUAUCUCUUCACUCAUUUCUUCAAUAUUCUCUGGGUCGUCUCUUGUUCACUAAGUCUGGGUCUCCUUGGUGUUAGUUUCCUUUAGGAUUCGUCUCCUUUUGUAAUUCUGCGGCUCUAUUGAGUAGUUUCGUUUAAUCUGAUAAUAAAAAUCCCAAAUUUGA
Arabidopsis arenosa is the source of this 1396-nucleotide messenger RNA. The record is from the annotation of a GenBank genome assembly. NCBI's taxonomy places the organism in Eukaryota, Viridiplantae, Streptophyta, Magnoliopsida, Brassicales, Brassicaceae.